UGCUUCUUUUCACAUAAUCAUCUGCAUAAGAAGGAAUCGCUUCAGACUUUCUGCACCAUGGCAUUCACUGGCAAAUAUGAAAUGGAAUCCCAGGAGAACUUUGAACAAUUUAUGAAGAUUGCUGGUUUACCUGAUGACUUGAUUGAGAGAGGUAAAGACCUGAAGAGCAUCACAGAAAUUCAGCAGAAUGGUAAUACAUUCAAAAUCGUUGUCACAACUGGUGCGCAUGUUAUAACAAACAACUUCACUAUUGGGGAAGAGGCAGAGUUUGAAAUGAUAAAUCUUGAGAAAGUACGGGCAGUGGCAAAUCUUGAAGGUGGUAACAAGUUGGUAGUUGUACUGAAAGGAGUGACCACCAUCUCCGAGCUGUCUGGUGACAAGCUCAUAGAUACCGUGUCGGCUGGAGGUGUAACUUACAAAAGAAUCAGCAAGAGAGUAUAAAUAUUCAUGCAAUCUUCAAGGGAGUAUCUGUCUGCAUUCUUACUUCAAAAGUCCUUGCCUAAUGUAAAUAAAGUUAGACUGACUGAAAGGCCCCAUCUUUGUCAACAUUAAUAGAUUUCCUAACCUAUUUAUAGGUAUCUCUAAAGACAGUACCAUUCAAUCAAGUUUUGGAAAAAUCUUUUUGAAAAGCAGUGUGAUAAUGUUGGCUCUUAUACAUGCAUGUUUACACUCUGAUGGUGUAACUAAAAGGAAUUAAAAAAAGAGUAACUGCCUUGCAGUAACAAUUUAAGGCAUUUAAACUGCCAAGCUGGCUGCAGAUAAAACAACUAGUGUUAAUAUAAACUUUAGAGCAAAUGGAAGACACAUAGAAGAUGUAGAAGUUUAUACAUUGGCUUGUCUUCUGAUUGUUAGCUGCAUUGUCAUGACACUUCACUAUAUUUUGUGAAGCCUGUUUUUUAAACAGCACUGACUUAAAUGCUUCCAUGACUGAAAGUGUGAGAGAGAAGUUUUACUGACAACAUUGAUUAUUAGCGAAUGAUCUUUUUGCCCUUCUCAUGCUCUUUGAACUUAUAUGGUGGCUAUGCAUGUUGACGUAGCCAUAUGAGUGAGAGCAUUUACUCAUUGCUGCAGUUAAUAACACCUGGUGCUUUCAUGAUGUUCUAGCCUUGGCAAAUUAUGCUGUAUUAUGUUUUUUGAAAAACAGAUCUGUAUGCUUUUUUACUG
Messenger RNA from Protopterus annectens (West African lungfish), 1164 nucleotides. RefSeq names its product fatty acid-binding protein 1, liver-like. Gene Ontology annotation, cellular component: nucleus; cytosol. Bases 58 to 441 code for a protein of 127 amino acids. The transcript has 4 exons. Gene Ontology annotation, molecular function: fatty acid binding. The record is from RefSeq and is a predicted model, not a curated record. Gene Ontology annotation, biological process: fatty acid transport. Lineage: Eukaryota; Metazoa; Chordata; Ceratodontiformes; Protopteridae.